AUGGCAGGGUCGUUAACUCGUCUUUUUUUACAACUUUUUCUCUACUUUGCUUCAUCAUAUUUUACUGAAGAUAAGCCGGUUAUAUUGUCCCUUUUCGAGUUAAUUCAAACUUGCCUCGUCAGUUACGACGUCCUUUCUUGAUCUACAUAUUUUUUGCCAGUUUCCAGUUGUUGAAUUCUAUCCCGUUUCAUCCCCUAGACAUUCUUGCAUGUUCUCUGAUCUCUUUCCAUAAACCCAGUUUCUAUUUCCGAUCAAAUUCUUCUACAUAUAUUACAAUCAAGUUGUUUCCAUAAAUAAUCGAUACGAAGAUUCAGCACUGAAUUUUUUCGUUUUCGAAUAAGUGUGAAUCAUGACUGAUAAGAUAUUCAAUAAGUUUUGAUUUUUCAAUUAUAAAGCUCUCCAGCCAGUUACCUUGUGUACUCAUUCAAAUGAUUGGGACAAAUAGUACACAAAAGAAUGUGAUAAUGAUAUUAGAGAAUGUACUAGAAUGAUUGGUUUUUCUAUUACACCGGGCCCGCCGUGAGCUUCAAAAGAAGUCUAACACUCAUUUUAUAUGCAUGACUAAUAACAAACAUCACUAAACAGUGAGUCGACAGAUGAAAGAAAUGUGGAUUAGAAUAGAAUUCACGGCGAAACAGUUUUCUUAAACAUUUCGAAAUUAACCAGAAUCUCAUCUAUGUGAAAAUUUGUAAUCUUCACAUAAAUAUCAUUCGUCUUGAAUACACCGAGUGCCUUUGAGACUCCUAAUCACCGAUUCAACCAAAACUGUUUAAAAUAAGAUAUUUUCUUUUUUUUUUAUCAUUAAUCAUUCUCCCACAGAUUCGUGAGCUCGUCAAAGCUAACUGAUUAUAAAUUCGCAAUGAUAAUUAGGAAGUACUAUGCCACCUUGAAAAUUCUUGGGUCUAUAUGAAUUUACUUUGAAACUUGAGAGAUUUCAAUGCAAUAUCAAGGCCAAGGAAAGGUCCAAAAUUACAAUUGUUUUUUCAAUGUUGAUUAUGGCUCCAGUUUUUUUUACCCCUAACACUUAUUUUACAAGACAGUUCUUGAUAUACACAUCAUUCAACUUAUUUCGAAAGGUAAUUUUUUUCUUUUAAAAGUGAUCGUACACUAAAUUUUUAUGGAAGGGUUUCCUUAGAAGUGAAAUCUUCUCAAUCUGGGGCAUGAUGUCUCUCGCUCAAGGAAGAUUUUUCAGUCCUGCUCUUAGCCGGGUAGGCCAAGAAUUGCCGGCACGCUGUUGAUUUUGUUUAUGUUAGAUAUCAACAGGGAUGUUAAAAAAAACUUAUUCAACUCUCUUACUUUGUAACCUAUUAGACAACUGUCGUCAUCUGCAAUUCUUGCCGCCAAUGAAAGACAAAGCAUUACAAGGUCACGUGAUACAUACCAGUGACGUAUCAGAUCUGGAAUUGUGUCAGUUUAAAUGUUACUUGACACCGAGCUGUAUUUCGUUGAAUCUGGGACCGAUCACAGCAAACAAGAAGAGAAGCUGCGAGCUCUGUGAUGCUCAUGGCGAUGGAAAUAAACAUUCUGACUCAUUAACCUUCCGAAAAGGAUAUCUUCAUCAAGGGACGAAUGUAAAUAUGUAUACUGAUGUUGUUGUAAUUUUAUUGUUUUUAUGCGAAGAAGGUCGUUCUUUCUUUCCUUGUAAUUUUCCCUUUUGUAUUUCAGAAUGUAUGUGCGCAUGCGCGGUGCUACUUGAAUUCCACAUGCCAGACUGGAUUUACUGACAAGGGAUACCGCUGUCUUUGUCCUGCGGGCUUCACGGGAGAAUGGUGUAACAUUCGUAUGUAUCAUCGUGAUAUUCUUUUCUAUCCUCAUAGCGGUCUUGUCGCGGGAAUUCCUUGGUGCUAG
Messenger RNA from Pocillopora meandrina, 1848 nucleotides. The record is from the annotation of a GenBank genome assembly. NCBI's taxonomy places the organism in Eukaryota, Metazoa, Cnidaria, Anthozoa, Scleractinia, Pocilloporidae.